UUAAUUUAUGGUCUUGUUGUAUAGUUAUAGGCAUAUAAAUUGCAUGAACGUACAAAUUUGUUUUAAACUGUAGCCGUAAGGUGAUGUGAAAAAAUAAUACGGUACCUAUCUGCAGGUUUGACGAGAAAAGUGGGGAGUUGUUGCGAGUGUUAUCAUUUGAAAAGUAAUCACGACCAUAGAGUAAAUAAAGUACUAGUAUCACGACUGCGGCAGAUAUGUACUUUCAGCCUGCGCACAAUAGACGUUAGACAGCGUUGCGAACAAAAGAUGAGGGUGCUUCAAGGUCUCGCGAGGCUAGUCGCGUCCGUGAGCAGUUGCCGGAUCAUUAGCCGACAGUCUCUUGUCAGUCUACGUUGCACGCAGAGGUUCUUCGCGUCGUACACUUCGCCGGCCAUGGCUCAAAAAGUGAAGCUAAGCGACGGGAGCGAAAUACCAGUGAUUGGCCUGGGAACAUGGCAGGCGCCCCCAGGGGAAGUGGAGGAGGCAGUGAAGACGGCCAUCGACGUGGGCUACCGCCACUUCGACUGCGCCUUCCUGUACGACAACGAGAAGGAGAUCGGGCGGGCCAUCCGCGCCAAGAUCGCCGAGGGCAAGGUGAAGAGGGAGGACCUGUUCAUCACCAGCAAGCUGUGGAACACCCAUCACCGGCCUGAGGUGGUGGUGGCCGCGUGCAAGAAGUCUCUGCAGAACUUCGGGCUCGACUACCUCGACCUCUACCUGCUGCACUGGCCCGUGGCUUUCAAGGAGGGCGACGACUUCUUCCCGUACGACUCGAAGGGCAACUUCAUCACCGAGGACAUCGACUACGUGGACACGUACCUGGCCAUGGAGGAGUGUGUCCGCCAGAAGCUGACCAGGAGCAUCGGCGUGUCCAACUUCAACUCGCAGCAGAUUCUGCGGGUGCUGGAGAAGGCCACCAUCAAGCCCGUCAUGAACCAGGUGGAGUGCCACCCGUACCUGAACCAGAAGAAGCUGACCAAGUUCUGCAAGGAGCACGGCCUCCAGGUGACCGCCUACAGCCCGCUGGGGGCGCCCAACGCCAAGUUCGCGCCCAAGGGCGUGCCCAAGCUCAUGGAGGACCAGCGGCUGGUGGCGGUCGGCAAGAAGUACGGCAAGAGCCUGGCGCAGGUGGUGCUGCGGUACCUGAUCCAGAUUGGAGUCAUCGUGAUCCCCAAAUCAACCAAUGCUGAACGCCUGAAACAAAAUAUGAACAUAUUUGACUUCAAGCUGAGCGACGAAGACAUGAAGUACAUCGACAGCUUGGACUGCAAUGGCAGGACUUGCCCGUUCACUGAGUGCGAACAUGACAAGAACUUCCCAUUCGGCAUUGAGUACUGAGAGCGACGACCGUCUGCAGCAUCAGACAUCACUGCCAGCACGUGGCAUGUGCUGGGUUCGAAGAUCAGCUGGACCUGCAUCAGCUUCUCAACCAAAGAUCAUCUUAAAAUUUCACUGUUUCAGUUCCAGAUCUUGAAGCAAAAAGAGCUCGAAAUAAAUAAUAUAUUAUUUUAA
Molecule: messenger RNA, 1512 nt
Organism: Bacillus rossius redtenbacheri
Lineage: Eukaryota; Metazoa; Arthropoda; Insecta; Phasmatodea; Bacillidae
Product: 1,5-anhydro-D-fructose reductase-like
Exons: 7
Coding region: 268-1338 (356 amino acids)
Cellular component (GO): cytosol
Molecular function (GO): aldose reductase (NADPH) activity
Source: RefSeq, a predicted model, not a curated record